AUGGUCAAAUCCUAUCGCAAGUACGAGCAGUCGGCCACCUUUGGUCUCGUCAACACUGCCCUCUCAAACCUUGUCUGGACCCCUGAUAACCUCGUCUCGUCGUCUUCGCGUAACACUGGUGCUGGUAGAGCCUAUGUCGGCGCGAAUGAGCAUAUCUUAGCUUGGGAUGUGAAGAAGGGCGAGCUGCUGAGUCGCUGGCAUGAUGUCGACUGCAAGUCUCAGGUCUCGGCCAUCGCUCAGUGCUCUGCCCAGCCUGAUCUUUUCGCCGUCGGAUACCAGGAUGGCAGCAUCAGGGUCUGGGAUGCUCUGUCCAACAACCCUAUUAUGAGCUUCAAUGGCCACCGCUCCGCCAUCACCCACCUGAUCUUCGACUCCGAGGGCGCAAGACUUGCCAGUGGUUCCAAGGAUACCGACAUCAUCAUCUGGAACUUGCUCUCCGAAACUGCUGAGUUCCGUCUCAGAGGUCACAAGGAUCAAAUCACCGGCCUACACUUCAUUCGCACCCGUCCUUCUGGUCGUCAAUCCCCUCACACUGAUGGGGCCGUCGAUGUCACCGCUCCAGGCGAGCCCGAAGAGUUCGAGGAAAAAUACCUGCUCUCCACCAGCAAGGACGCUCUUAUCAAGAUUUGGGAUCUCUCGACUCCUCACUGUAUCGAAACACAUGUUGCUCAGACAAAUGGCGAGUGUUGGGCUCUUGGUGUCUCUCCAGACGGCAUGGGCUGUAUCACUGCUGGCAACGACGGUGAGCUCAAGGUCUGGUCGCUUGAUCUGGACAGUCUGGCCGAGUUUGGCGCAAACAUUGCAGAGGCAAAGCAGUCGAACUCUCUCACUGCACAGGGAAUCCUCCUUCGUCAGAGCAAGGACCGAACCUUGAGUGUUGCUUUCCACCCCAAAGGCGAAUACAUUGCCGUUCACGGCUCCGAGAAGGCUGUCGAAAUUUGGCGCAUCAGGUCGGAUGAAGAAGUACAAAAGAGCUUGGCAAGAAAGAGAAAGAGAAGAAGAGAAAAAGCUGCCGCUGCUGGUGCUUCCGUCGCCGAAGUGGAGAAAGAGGAGGAGAAUACAACGCCCGAUGUAUCAGAGGUCUUUGUCUCGUAUGUCAUUGUCCGCACUGGUGGCAAGGUUAGAUCUGCUGCUUGGGCCGCAAGCAGAUCCUCCAAGAACGUAGAGCUGGUCUGCUCCACCACCAAUAACCAGAUCGAGUCCUACACAAUCACAAGCCGCGAGAAGUCAAAGAAGGCUACGGCUGAGGCUCCCGACUACAACCGUGCUUUGGCUGUCGACAUGCCUGGACACAGAACCGAUAUUCGCGCUCUGGCUCUGAGCUCCGACGACCGCAUGCUUGCAUCUGCAUCCGCUGGACUUCUCAAGAUUUGGAACGUCAGGACCCAGAGUUGUUUGAGAACUCUUGAGUGCGGCCAAUCGCUAUGUUGUACAUUCUUGCCUGGUGACAAGAUUGUCCUGGUGGGAACCAAGACUGGAGAGCUUGAACUAUACGAUAUCGCCUCUUCUGCCUUGAUCGACAAGUUCCAGGCACAUGAUGGUGCUGUAUGGACUCUCCAAGUACAUCCCGACGGAACAUCAGUCGUGACUGGAGGUGCAGACAAAUGUGCCAAGUUUUGGAAGUUCGACAUCGUCCAAGAGGAAAUUCCUGGCACUCGAAGAACCACUCCCAAGUUGAAGCUGACUCAGACUCGCGUCCUCAAGGUCGCAGACGAUGUUCUCAGUGUUUGCUUCUCUCCUGACUCCCGCCUCCUCGCCCUUUCGACCCUCGACAACACCGUCAAAGUGUUCUUUGUCGACACUCUCAAACUCUUCCUUACUCUAUACGGUCACAAGCUUCCUGUGCUCAACAUCUCCAUCUCAUCAGACAGCAAACUCAUCGCUACUUGCAGUGCCGACAAGAAUGUUCGCAUCUGGGGUCUGGACUUUGGUGACUGCCAUAAGGCAUUCUUUGCUCAUCAAGACAGUGUUAUGCAAGUCUUAUUCAUCCCUCACCCUGUCGAGCAGGAAGAACAACAUCUCUUCUUCAGUGCCAGCAAAGACUCAGUUGUCAAGACCUGGGAUGGUGACAAAUUCGAGCAAAUUCAAAAGCUGGAAGGUCACCAUGGAGAAGUGUGGGCUAUGGUCGUCAGCAGGACUGGCGAGAAGGUCAUCACAGCAAGUCACGACAAGAGUAUCCGCGUCUGGGAUGUCACAGAUGACCUUAUCUUCCUGGAAGAAGAAAGAGAAAAGGAGCUUGAACAGAUGUACGAAUCGACGUUGGCCACUCAACUUGACAAAGACCAUGCCGAUGACGAUGAAGGCGCCGAGGAUGAUGUUGCUGCCGCGUCCAAGCAGACGAUAACCACCUUGACAUACGGUGAACGUAUCUUGGAAGCUCUUGAACUCGGCUAUGCAGAUUACCAAAUCAUGCAGGCAUAUGAGGCUGAAAAGGCAACAAAACCAAAUCUCGCAAUGCCGCAGCGAAAUCCUAUAUUCACUUAUGGCAACAUCAGCGCCGAACAGCAUGUCUUGCAGACCAUUCGCAAGAUUCCGAAUGCAUCUCUAAAUGAUGCUCUUAUGGUUGUGCCUUUCUCAUCCCUUCCCGUCCUUUUCAUGUUUGUUUCAGUCUUUGUUCAGCGUCGCAUGCAGCCACAACUAGCAUGGCGCGUGUUCUACUUCUUGCUACAAACGCACAACACACAAAUUGUGGCCAGCAAACAGCUCAAGGAUGUAUUGAGCGAGGUGCUCGAAGCCUAUGGACAUUGGGUCAAGGAAGAAAAGAACAUGCUUGGUUUCAACAUGGCUGCCCUUGGACUCAUGGGCAGAGAAAUCAAGGAAGCACAGGUUCACGGCAUGGACGACGAACCAGAAGAACGAGAAGAGAAGCUGGAAAGGGGAACCAAAAAGCGUGCAUUUGCUUCUAUUGCAUAA
Molecule: messenger RNA, 2913 nt
Organism: Aureobasidium melanogenum CBS 110374
Lineage: Eukaryota; Fungi; Ascomycota; Dothideomycetes; Dothideales; Saccotheciaceae
Product: WD40 repeat-like protein
Exons: 1
Coding region: 1-2913 (970 amino acids)
Biological process (GO): maturation of SSU-rRNA
Cellular component (GO): small-subunit processome; Pwp2p-containing subcomplex of 90S preribosome
Molecular function (GO): protein binding; snoRNA binding
Source: RefSeq, a predicted model, not a curated record